GCCCAACAAAGUUUUAAAACUAUAUAUACAUUAAAAAGUUCUUUCUUUGUUAAUGGAAGGAAAAAGUAAAAUCCGGUAAUGGAGAACGAGAGACGCAGCGGCGGAGGAGACAGUGUUCCGAUCUCUGUCCGAAGCAUUAACGGCGAAUCGACGACCGUUCAGGUUUCCUCUGACGGGACAAUUCGUGACCUAAAGAAAGCCCUAAAAUCCUGUUUCCCUCCCGCUUCCUCUUCUUCCAAUUUCCAUCUGUAUAUCAAGGGUGAGAAAUUGAAAUUGGACACUAGAGUGGCUGCGAUUACUAUUAAUGACGGUGAUAUCUUGGGUUUAUUUCCGUUUAAGAAGAAGGAACUUCGACAGACUCCAAAACCUGAUUUAUCAAAACCUUCCUCCUUGAGUUCAAGAACCUCAACUAUGAAAGAUGAAAACGCUAAAAGAGCUGAGGAUCAUUGUGUUGGUGAGAAACGAAAACGGGAUGAAGAAGCGUGUCCAUAUGGAUUCUUUAAUGAUGAUUUGGAGUCUGAGUGUAAAGAUGCAUUCAAGGGUCAGAACACAGAGAAGCUUGCUGAGGUUUUAAAGUCCAGGAAUUGCUUGACAUCUCCAGGUUCUACAAAAUGCUUGAUGUCAUGGGAUUCAAGUAGCUCUUUGUGUUCUUGUCCUGAUUGGGUGAAAUUGUCUAUGGAGACAUUCGCGUUUUUGAAUAUUUUUUCAUAUGUUCUUCAAUCACAUGGAGAAAAGUUAUAUUUAACCCGCUUGAAGGAAUCUCUUUCCCGGUUAGCUAUGUCUGGAGUUCGUGUUCGUAUACAAGACGUUAAGAAUCUCUCUGUUAUAUGCCCCAAGGUAGUAAAGGUUAUCACUGAUGACUAUGAGGCUGUGAACUAUGAGAACGCUAUAGUUAUAGCUGACUAUCUGGAGAUGGAUGAAAAAUCAGGUCGUAAAAAAAUUCCUCUUGCAAAGCUCUUUAGUGCCAUGAAAAAACGGGAGGCUUCCUUUAAGUCUGAUUUCUGGGAGUCCAUCAGAUCGCUACUGAACAAAAAUACAGGUGAGAGUGGAAUAGCUAUUUCCUUGGAGGGCUUGCUUAAAUUUGCCAGUGAAGGAAGAGCUGAUGGUGGAAACGAAGCUAGACAGGCUGGGAAAGGCACUUGUCCUACCUCUGGUUCUCGUAAAUUCCAGACUUUGUGUCAUGCCACAAAUUCACUGCUACCAUCGGAGAUGGUUGAACAUCUCAGGAAUGGUAUUGGAUCUAAAGGACAGGUAGUUCACGUUGAAGUUAUCAAGGCCAGAAAAUCUGCCUACGUCGAAAUGUCAGAUAAGCUCUCGGAAACCACCAAGUCUGCCUUGAAACGAAUUGGUCUCAACACAUUAUACAGCCAUCAGGCUGAAGCAAUUUCAGCAGCCUUGGCUGGAAAGAAUGUUGCGGUUGCAACUAUGACUUCCAGUGGAAAAUCUCUUUGCUAUAACGUGCCAGUCUUUGAGGAAUUGUGCAAAGAUACAAAUUCUUGUGCCUUGUACUUAUUUCCGACCAAGGCCUUAGCUCAGGAUCAAUUAAGAGCAUUGUCUGAUUUGAUAAAAGGAUUCGAAGCAAGCAUAAACAUGGGUGUAUACGAUGGUGAUACUCCUUACAAGGAUAGAACAAGGCUGAGGAGUAAUGCUAGACUGCUGAUCACAAAUCCUGAUAUGUUACAUAUAUCAAUUUUGCGUCGCCAUAAAGAACAAUUCAGCCGGAUUUUAUCUAACCUUAGGUACAUUGUGAUUGAUGAAGCCCAUAUUUACAAAGGACCAUUUGGCUGCCACAUGGCCCUUAUAUUGAGAAGACUUCGCCGCCUGUGCUCUCAUGUAUAUGGUGUCAAUCCUUCUUUCAUAUUUUGCACUGCAACUUCUGCUAAUCCUCGAGAACAUUGCAUGGAGCUUGCAAACCUAUCUGAGCUCGAGCUGGUAACAAUAGAUGGAAGUCCUUCCUCUGAAAAGCUUUUUGUCUUGUGGAAUCCAUCAGCUCCUCCAACAAGUAAAUCUGAAAAAAGUUCAAAAGUCGUGAGUAGUAGUGAAGCUGCUGCAGAUAAACCAUCUGGAGCUGCUGUCGAUACACUAUCAGGCCCAGCUUCUGAAGUUUCACACCUUUUCGCAGAGAUGGUUCAGCAUGGAUUACGUUGUAUUGCUUUUUGUCCAUCUCGCAAACUCUGUGAACUUGUUCUGUGUUUGACACGUGAAAUUCUAGCUGAGACUGCCCCUCAUCUGGUUGAAGCCAUAACCUCAUAUCGUGGAGGCUACAUUGCUGAGGACCGGAGGAAAAUAGAGAGUGAUUUAUUUGGUGGAAAGCUUUGUGGCAUUGCUGCAACAAACGCACUUGAGUUGGGGAUUGAUGUUGGUCACAUCGAUGUAACUCUUCAUUUAGGUUUUCCCGGGAGUAUUGCCAGUCUUUGGCAGCAAGCCGGUCGGUCUGGAAGGCGACAAAAGCCCUCUCUUGCUGUAUAUGUUGCCUUUCUCGGCCCGCUUGACCAAUACUACAUGAGCUUUCCGGACAAACUCUUUGGUAGCCCAAUUGAGUGUUGCCAUAUUGAUUCUCAAAAUAAGCAUGUCCUUAUGCAACAUUUGGCUUGUGCUGCUCUUGAGCAUCCGUUGAGCUUACAAUAUGAUCAACAGCACUUUGGUUCUGGCUUAAGCGACCCUCUUGCUGAGCUCAGGAACAAAGGAUUCUUGAGUUUUGAUCCAUCCCGUGAUUCUUCUUCUAGAAUAUGGAACUAUAUUGGUCGAGAGAAAAAUCCUGCGAGGAUAGUCUCUAUACGGGCCAUAGAGACAGUAAGAUACAGAGUCAUGGAAAAAAAAAGUAAAGAUGUUCUCGAUGAAAUCGAGGAAAGCAAAGCGUUUUUCCACGUAUAUGAAGGAGCUAUUUAUAUGAACCAAGGAAGGAACUACCUGGUCACGAGUCUGGAUAUAAAAGAAAAGGUAGCUCUGUGUGAACUAGUAAACGUGGAUUACUACACCAGGACUCGGGAUUACACUGAUAUCAAAGUAACUGGUGGUGACACUGCUUACCCGGUCAAGGCUCCAAAGAAGCCAACACCACAAACUCAUGCAUGUAGAGUGACAACAAAGUGGUUUGGAUUUCUUCGUAUCCGAAGAAGAAACAAUGAAGUAAUUGAUGAUGUUGAGCUUUCACUCCCAAGUUACACUUACCAAUCACAGGCUGUUUGGAUUCAAGUGCCGAUGUCGGUAAAACUAGCAGUGGAGACGGCAAACUUGCCAUUCCGUGCUGGUUUACACGCAGCUUGUCACGCCCUUGUCAACGUUGUUCCAACAAGAGUGACAUGCAACUAUUCAGACAUAGCUCCAGAAUGUCCAAAUCCGCAAGAGCAACGGUAUUUCCCAGCAAGAAUCUUAGUAUAUGAUCGUCAUCCUGGAGGAACUGGCAUAUCCGCCAAGAUCUGUCCGCUCUUCUUUGAGCUUCUAAAAGAUGCUCGUGAUCUCUUAAGGUCUUGCGAAAAAUGCCCACCUGAAACUGGUUGCCCCAAGUGCGCUCAGACUUUUGGUUGCCGAGGGUACAAUGAACUCCUACAUAAGAAAGCAGCCAUCAUGAUCAUGCAGGGCGUUUUGGACGCGAAGGAAGAUUGAAUCAUCAGACAUCUCAAGAUUACAAUUUUUUUCAUUUUUUGUAAAUCUAAUUCAUUCAAAAGGUUAAAAUAGAUUUGAUUGACUGACUAGUUAACAACACAUUUUUGUUACUAAUAAAAAUCUUGUAAUUGACAC
Messenger RNA from Arabidopsis thaliana (thale cress), 3741 nucleotides. RefSeq names its product UBQ, helicase-c and DEAD-like helicase domain-containing protein. Gene Ontology annotation, molecular function: nucleic acid binding; hydrolase activity; nucleotide binding. Lineage: Eukaryota; Viridiplantae; Streptophyta; Magnoliopsida; Brassicales; Brassicaceae. The coding region runs from base 79 to 3606 and encodes 1175 amino acids. The record is from RefSeq and is marked reviewed. The transcript has 19 exons.